UAACGUGUACGUUGUAUUUAAUGAUCUUGAGGACGAUGUGCCCAUAAUGCUGUUGGUCUGUUUUCUUCCGGGGUGAAGCCAAAGACACAUUUCCACAUUACGUGGACAAUACAUAACAUUUUAUUUUUCUCCAAUAAUWAUUAUUUCAAAUGUUGUAAUUCUGUGAUUGUGUCUGUAGCUUGAAGCACAUAGCCAAGAUGAAGGAAACCGAGGGGAUGAAGACGAGAGACCUACACAGACUGGGAGAAGAGUACAACUCCAUCUUCAUCAGUACUGAGAGCUACAGGAGCGCCCGGCUGGCUGCUGGGGCCUGCUUUAAUGCAGUACAGGCUGUUCUGACYGGACAGGUCCGUAAUGGCGUGGCCAUCGUGCGCCCCCCUGGUCACCAUGCCGAGAAGGARGCUGCCUGUGGGUUCUGUUUCUUCAACACUGCCGCCCUGACUGCCCGAUACGCCCAGUCCAUCUCCCAGCAGCCUCUGCGGGUCCUCAUCCUGGACUGGGAUGUUCACCAUGGCAACGGAACACAGCACAUCUUCGAAGAGGAUGACAGUGUCCUCUACAUCUCCCUACUAACUCUAACCCUCUUCCUCUUCCAUCCAGUUGUCCUCUAA
Salvelinus sp. IW2-2015 is the source of this 611-nucleotide messenger RNA. Its product is annotated as histone deacetylase 6-like. The record is from RefSeq and is a predicted model, not a curated record. Gene Ontology annotation, cellular component: histone deacetylase complex. Lineage: Eukaryota; Metazoa; Chordata; Actinopteri; Salmoniformes; Salmonidae. Gene Ontology annotation, molecular function: histone deacetylase activity; transcription factor binding. Gene Ontology annotation, biological process: negative regulation of transcription by RNA polymerase II.